Molecule: messenger RNA, 1998 nt
Organism: Necator americanus (New World hookworm)
Lineage: Eukaryota; Metazoa; Nematoda; Chromadorea; Rhabditida; Ancylostomatidae
Exons: 14
Coding region: 1-1998 (665 amino acids)
Biological process (GO): DNA repair; DNA strand invasion; DNA recombinase assembly
Cellular component (GO): condensed nuclear chromosome; nucleus
Molecular function (GO): double-stranded DNA binding; ATP hydrolysis activity; DNA strand exchange activity
Source: RefSeq, a predicted model, not a curated record
AUGACAUGCUAUCAUGACGGUAAGAAAUUGUGCGGCACCUGGUUCCAACAGAAUAAGACCAGAACACCUGAAGAGCCUUCCGCCAGUACUCAUCGACACCCUGGCGAGGCUUUUUACACGUUAUCUGUCGGAAUGCAAGGAUUGAAAAAGUCUUGGAUGAAGGACAGCCAUGCGAGCAAGCAGGGUUUCGAAAAAGAUUCAGCACGAUUGACCACAUUCACACUGUUUCGAAACUCAUCGAGUAACUUCACGACCGAAGUUGCGCCAUUCUACAAGAAUAUCAUCAUUGAUGUGAAGAGGAGGGUCCGACAGGGUGAAACAAUCUCACCCAAAAUAUUCACAGCCACCCUCGAGAACGCAAUGCGAAAGUUGGAUUGGGACGACAUGAUAGUGAAUGUUGAAUGUCGCCAGAUACACUAUUUACGCUUUGCUGAUGACAUCGUACUGAUAACACCUAGCAUCAGCCAAGCGGAACGAAUGCUGACCGAGUUCGACGAAACAUGCGGAUGUAUCGGUCUACAGCUGAAUCUGCAAAAGACGAUGUUCAUGCGUAACGGAUUAGUCUCGGGUCCCCCAUUUACCCUCAACGGAACGAACAUAUCCGACUGCACCAGCUACGUUUACCUUGACCCCGGAGCUGGAAGAAUCAAACGAGCGGCUUGGGGAGCGUAUAAGAGCAUCGAGGAUGUAGUGAAGAAUACCAAGAACACUCGGCUCCGUGCUCACCUCUUCAAUUCCACAGUACUUCCUGUUUUGACCUAUGCUUCCAUUUUGCUGCCUAUUCUUUGCCCUUCAGAAACCUGGAUACUUUGCAAGGAGGAGGAAAGUGCGAUCAGCAUCAUUGAACGCUCAAUCGAAAGAGUGAGCGAUUUCCUCGUUUGGACGUUUAUCCGUUUGCCAUUUUAUGAGUGCAAUAAUGCUACAGAGGGGAGCCAUCGUGUCUCUAGAGGCUAUACGACAAUGGUUGUCUCAGCGCAUGCUCAGAAAACAAGAGUUGAAGCUGGAGUUGUGGAGGCGGAAGAUGAGGAAGCAGACUUCUUUCAAGAUGUUGAGCAGUUGCAAAAUCACGGAAUUAAUAUGGCAGACAUCAAGAAGCUACAGUCUGUUGGGAUUUGCACCGUAAAAGGUGUAAUGAUGACAACGAAGAAGCGCUUAACUGAGGUUAAAGGUCUCUCGGAAGCGAAAGUGGACAAAAUCAAAGAAGCAGCCUGUAAGAUCAUGAAAAACGGUUUCAUGACAGCGUUGGAGCUGUGCGCGAAGCGCAAACAGUGCUUCAGGAUUUCGACAGGAAGCCUAGAAUUCGACAAGCUACUUGGUGGUGGAAUUGAGAGCCAAAGUAUCACUGAAGUUUUCGGAGAAUUCCGAACUGGAAAGACUCAGCUUUCACAUACAUUAUGCGCCACGUGUCAACUGCCAAAUGGUAACUAUCGUGGAGGGAAAGUAAUCUUCAUUGAUACAGAACACACAUUCCGUCCUGAACGACUUCGACCAAUUUGUGACAGAUUUAAUAUCGACCAGGAAGCAAUGCUCGAAAACGUUUUGUAUGCUCGCGCUUUCACGUCGGAUCAUCAGAUGGAGUUGCUUGACUACGUUGCCGCAAAAUUUCACGAAGAAAUGGGUGUCUUCAAACUACUAAUUGUCGACUCGAUUAUGGCUCUGUUCAGAGUUGAUUAUUCCGGUCGCGGUGAGCUUGCCGAGCGACAGCAAAAAUUGGCUCAAAUGAUGAGUAGAUUGCAGAAAAUAGCAGAGGAAUACAAUGUAGCAAUAUUUAUAAGCAAUCAAAUGACAGCAGACCCAGGAGCAGCUGUAACUUUCCAGGUAGAUCCAAAGAAGCCGAUUGGUGGGCAUAUUCUCGCCCAUGCGUCGACCACACGUAUAAUGCUGAAAAAAGGUCGUGGCGAAACCCGUAUCGCAAAGAUUUACGAUAGUCCUGACAUGCCUGAAAAUGAAGCUACUUUUGCCAUUACAAAUGGUGGUAUUGUCGAUGCGAAGGAAUGA